This is a messenger RNA of Penicillium verhagenii, 1464 nucleotides long. RefSeq names its product aldehyde dehydrogenase family protein. Bases 1 to 1464 code for a protein of 487 amino acids. NCBI's taxonomy places the organism in Eukaryota, Fungi, Ascomycota, Eurotiomycetes, Eurotiales, Aspergillaceae. The record is from RefSeq and is a predicted model, not a curated record. The transcript has 4 exons. Gene Ontology annotation, molecular function: aldehyde dehydrogenase (NAD+) activity.
AUGAACAUCAAACAAAACCCUAAUGUAAAGUCUUUCGAGACCCGCCUAUUCAUCAAUGGCAAGUUUGUCGAGGCGUCCGACGGCGGCAAAUUUGACUUGAUCUCGCCUGCUACAGGUGAAAAGUUUGCCGAAGUAUCCGAAGCCACGGAGGACGAUACCAACGCGGCUGUCGCAGCCGCCAAGGCCGCAUUCCCAGCAUGGUCUGCGCUUUCUCCUAGUGCCAGGGGAGCCUAUCUUAAGAAGCUUGCCCCCCUCGUUGCAGAAGCUCACGAUGAGCUUGCAGAGAUCGAGGCCUUGUCCAUGGGCCGUCCUGUUUCGAAGUAUAUUGAGGGCCGUGCUGCGGUGGACUACCUUAACCAUUACGCGGAAGCUGGGUACCAAGCUCUGGGAACUUCGAGUCUGAAUACCCCCGGCUUUGUCAAUAUGACAAUGAAGCAGCCGUACGGUGUUGUGGGCGCUAUCAUUCCUUGGAAUGUGCCUGUGCUUUUCCUCAUCAGCAAAUCCGCUCCUGCGCUAAUGGCAGGAAACACUGUUGUUGUUAAGAGUAGCGAGAAAGCGCCAUUGACUUCUGCCAAGGUUGCUACUCUCAUCGAGAAGGUUGGUUUCCCACCCGGUGUGUUUAACAUUAUCUCCGGACAUGGCCACAUCUCAGGCAACGUCCUCUCCCACCAUAUGGAUAUCCGAGUCAUGAGCUUCACCGGCUCAGGCCGAACCGGUCGUCUUAUCCAAGCCGCGGCCGCCAAGUCCAACUUGAAGAACGUCAUUUUGGAAUUGGGCGGCAAAUCCCCCGCGAUCAUUUUCGAAGAUGCCAAUAUCGACAAGGCCGUGAAAGAGACAAAGAACUCAGUGCAAUUCAACAGCGGUCAAGUCUGCAUGGCGAACUCCAGAAUCUACGUGCAUGAAUCCAUCGCCACAACCUUCAUCGAGAAGUUCCAGAAGGCUUUCGUCGUUGAAAGCGGCGACCCCUUGCUUCCAAGUACAGAUCACGGCCCCCAAGCCGAUGAGAUCCAGUACAAGCAAGUCCAGUCCUACAUCGAGGAGGGUAAGAAGACAGGCAAGAUGAUCCUGGGAGAUGGUCCAUCCAAGCACACAAACGGAUUCUUCAUCCAGCCGACUAUCUUCUUGGAGACACCCGAGAACGCCAAGAUCAUGAAGGAGGAGAUCUUCGGCCCGGUUGUUGCCAUCAACACCUUCAAGGACGAGGCUGAAGUUGUCGCCAAGGCUAACGAUACUGAGUUCGGUUUGUACGCUUCGGUUUACACCAAGGAUGUUAGUCGAGCGCUUCGGAUGGCCAAGAAGUUAGAAUCUGGAAAUGUGGGUGUGAACUGCACCAGCCCUACGGGAGCGCAUGAUAUGCCUUUUGGUGGUUAUAAGGCGAGUGGAAUCGGUCGUGAGGGGUGGACUGUUGGCAUCAACAACUACUUGGAGACCAAGAGUGUGUUUAUCAGUGUUGAUGAUGCUUAG